This is a messenger RNA of Monosiga brevicollis MX1, 1845 nucleotides long. RefSeq lists its product as uncharacterized. Gene Ontology annotation, biological process: protein dephosphorylation. The coding region runs from base 1 to 1845 and encodes 614 amino acids. Gene Ontology annotation, molecular function: protein tyrosine phosphatase activity. The transcript has 17 exons. The record is from RefSeq and is a predicted model, not a curated record. NCBI's taxonomy places the organism in Eukaryota, Choanoflagellata, Craspedida, Salpingoecidae.
AUGGGACAGUUGGCCACCAAAGAUACCGUGGCGCACACCGCCACACUGCAUCGCCAAAAGGUGACCAAGCGCGAGUACACACGUGCUGAUCUCGACCAGAUGGUUACCUACCUUGUCUCUGAAUCCCGACGUCUCAAGACCCAUCUGCGUGGCCUACAACAGCAGCCCCAAGGCUGGCAGAUGGAAUACGGUGGUCUUGCUCCCAUCGGCACUGAUCAACCAGCGGAAGCCUCGAAACGGCCUGAAAAUGUGACCCAGAAUCGUUACAUCAAUAUCGUCGCCUACGAUCAUUCCCGCGUCACCGUCAAACCCAGUGAGGCUACGAAGAACAACGACUACAUCAACGCCAAUUGGGUUCCGGGCUACAAAGGCGAUAAGGCGUAUAUUGCUUGCCAGGGUCCAGUUCCAGAUGCCUUUGCCGCGUUUUGGCAGAUGAUCUGGGAGCAAGCCGUGGGCCUUAUCGUCAUGAUCACCAACGAGGUGGAAGCCGGCAAGCUCAAGUGUCACCGCUACUGGCCCGACCCCAACUCUGAAUUACGUGUUGGCAACUUUGUUAUCAAAAGCAUCUCCGAGGUGGCUCGCACAAGCUUUAUUGAGCGCCACUUUGAGCUGACCGACCAGACGUCUGGCCAGACCGUGCCCGUUCAGCAAAUGCAGUACAUUCUUUGGCCCGAUCGUUUGUGCAAUGCGGCUGAAGACAUGCACCCCAUGCUACACCCGCGCGACGUGGUCGCGGAAAUGCGAAAAUCCCGCAACUUUCUUGUGCAAACCCUGGUACAAUAUGGGUUUGUGUACUUGGCUUUGUUGGAUGCGAUUGAUCGAGGCCUGGGGCAAGCCAAGCAGGCCAUCAGCUUGCUGGACGAACAGGCUGGUACUGUGCUGCAGACGGAACUCAACGACCUUAACCAAGAGCUGGCCGUCGCCGCAGAGGCUCAAAAGGCCCAUCCCGAAAGCGACAAGGGCCAGCAAGAUAUUGAAAAUUUGCAAAAGCAGACAGAAAACGUCAAGACGCGCGUGACCACCCAAGAACGCAUGCACGCCUUCAUGACAGCUGUGGGCAAGAAAACGGCAUCGGCGAAUCGCGACGAGUUGGUGGCUGACUGGCGUGGCCUCGAAGAGCGCGUCAAGUCUUACAAAGAAGAGGCUGACGCCGGUGAGUUCAACCGCCAAUACUCCACCGCCGUCAAUGCCUGGCAGCCAGACCAAUAUGCAGUCGAAGUCUCGUUGACUCCCCUCGAGUCACGCAAAGCUGCUUUGACAGCACAAGUGGAGGCCAUCAGGCUACGUGGUAAAUCUUACCGGCAACAAAUUGAUGACUUUGAACGUGAGCGCCUCUUGGAUCUGAAGCAGCGUGUCCGCUCUUUGCAAGAAUCCGUGGAUCAUGCUGAGAGCAAUGCGCGCAAGAUUGCGCGUCGCGCUAGCGACGUGCGAGUUGCUGGUCUUGCGGCCGCAACUACAACGUCCCUGACCCAACGCGUGUCCUCCUUGCAAGUGUCCAACGCAUCGUCUGAAGUUGGGGGCCGUGUCGUUCCUACCCCUGUUCCAGCCAAGGCAGGGGGCCCCGUGCCCCUGGAGGUCGAGGCCACCCCCGAGUCAACGCCCGAAGCACCGUUGGGCGAAGAAGGCGAGCUCUCUGAGCCAGCCACCGUAAGCUCUGCCGAGCUGUACGACAACCUGAUUGACAACGUUUGGCAAAAUUCAGCCGACGUGGUACCCGAGGUGGAUGCCAGCGUGCAGGAACAAUCCUUUACCGCACUGCGCAAGGCACCUCCCAAGGCUGCCAAGGCUCAUCCGAUGAUUGCGGCAAUGGCCAAGACAAGUGCCACCAAGUCCCCGUUCAAGUAA